Messenger RNA from Schizosaccharomyces octosporus yFS286, 493 nucleotides. RefSeq lists its product as uncharacterized. NCBI's taxonomy places the organism in Eukaryota, Fungi, Ascomycota, Schizosaccharomycetes, Schizosaccharomycetales, Schizosaccharomycetaceae. The transcript has a single exon. The record is from RefSeq and is a predicted model, not a curated record. Bases 68 to 283 code for a protein of 71 amino acids.
UUGACACCCAUCGAAUUUGAUUCCUCUUGAGCUUUUUUAAUUUGCAUUGAUAAAGGAAUUGAAUGCGAUGGGGAGAAGAACUGUCCUUUCUCCAAGCGUAUUCGAGGUUCUCCUACCCUUGAGUUCCCCGUGGAAAGGCGACAUAUCGUAUGGUCUAUUCUUUAGUAAUAAAUAUAAUCUUAUGCUGGUUUCUCAUAAUCUAAAACUGCGUGCCCAUAAUAGCCUUAGUAGUAAUAGGUAUAUAGCGUUAGUAAUAGUAGAGUGUUUGUGUAAAAAAUCCUAGUAAAUACAAGUUUCUGUUAUGUCAAGAAACAGUUUUCAUUUCUGUCGCAAGUUGUCGUCUGAUAGAUCAUUGCAACAGAAUGCUUGAUUCCCUUAGCAUCAGGGAACAGAGUGAAAUAGUGACACUUGACAGGCAAGGGUUGCCCGAAUCUUUUCGAUACUCAUAUUCAAGAUAUAAAUGUAUAAGACAUCCCUUGUACUCGACAGAUAG